Messenger RNA from Nerophis lumbriciformis (worm pipefish), 2025 nucleotides. Lineage: Eukaryota; Metazoa; Chordata; Actinopteri; Syngnathiformes; Syngnathidae. The record is from RefSeq and is a predicted model, not a curated record.
AUGAGAUCCCUUGCUUUGCUUGUAUGUCUGCUCUGGGGCUUCGGCACCUUGAGGGAUGGAUGGAGCCUUCCCCUCAAGUCAGUCCAGGUCACAUUUCCAGGAGACAUCAUCAAAAACAUGACUGAUAUGGAGCUGGCACGAAGUUACCUGACCAAGUUUGGCUACCUGGAAAGCCUGAAGCGCAGUGGCUUUCAAUCCAUCGUGUCCACCUCCAAAGCUCUGAAGAAGAUGCAGCAACAUAUGGGUCUGGAAGUAACAGGUCAGCUGGACUCGGCCACCCUUGAGGCUAUGAAGCAGCCGCGCUGUGGCCUUCCCGACGUGGCCAACUACAAAACAUUUGACGGAGACCUUAAAUGGGACCACAAUGACAUUACUUACAGGAUCCUAAACUAUUCUCCAGACUUGGACAGCUCCCUGACUGAUGAUGCAUUUGCCAGAGCUUUCAAAGUUUGGAGUGACGUCACCCCUUUGACAUUCACUCGUCUCUUUGAAGGGACGGCGGAUAUCAUGGUCUCAUUUGGAAAAGGCGACCAUGGAGACCCAUACCCCUUCGAUGGUAAGGAUGGCCUCCUGGCACACGCUUACCCUCCUGGCAAUGGAAUCCAGGGAGAUGCCCACUUUGAUGACGAUGAAAACUGGACACUAGGAAAGGGGGCAGUGGUGAAGACCCGCUAUGGGAAUGCUGAGGGUGCCAUUUGCCACUUCCCCUUCACUUUUGAGGGCAAGUCCUACACAUCCUGCACUACCGACGGCCGCCAGGACAAUCUCCCGUGGUGCGCCACCACCACUGAUUUCAGCAAAGAUAAAAAAUAUGGCUUCUGUCCCAGUGAACUUCUAUACACUUUUGGAGGGAACGCAGACGCCGCACCCUGCGUGUUUCCGUUUGUAUUCCAAGGGAAGGAGUACAGCAGUUGUACCACGGAGGGCCGCGAAGACCGCUAUCGCUGGUGUGCCACCACAGACAACUUUGACCAGGACAAGAAAUACGGAUUCUGCCCCAACCGAGAUACUGCGGUCUCCGGAGGAAACUCUGAAGGAGAGCCAUGCCACUUCCCAUUUACGUUCCUUGGCCAACAGUACGACACGUGCACUAGUGAGGGCCGAGAUGAUGGCAAGCUCUGGUGCGCCACUACCGCCAGCUACGACAGCGACAAGAAAUGGGGCUUCUGUAAUGACAGAGGUUACAGCCUGUUCCUGGUGGCUGCCCACGAGUUUGGACACGCACUCGGUCUGGACCACUCCAGCAUUCGACAGGCACUGAUGUACCCAAUGUACACUUACGUGGAGAACUUCUCCCUGCAUAAAGAUGACGUUGCGGGCAUUCAGUAUCUCUAUGGACGUAGAACAGGCCCAAAUCCCACACCCCCUAGGCCUCGCACCACGACUACCACCACAACUCAGGUUCCUACUACCACUACUCAAAAACCUGUGGAUCCCACAGCCAAAGAUAUUUGCAAAGUUAACAGCUUUGACACCAUCACCAACAUUGAAAACAAUUUGUAUUUCUUCAGCGACGGAUAUUACUGGAAGAAAUCCAGCAGCAGAAAUGAUGGCGAGCUCAAAGGUCCAUUCAGAGUUUCUGAACGUUGGCCGGCACUGCCGACAGUCAUUGACGCAGCUUUUGAAGAUCUUUUCACGGGGAAACUUUACUUCUUCUCUGGCCGCCAGUUCUGGGUAUAUACAGGACAGAACGUUCUGGGCCCUCGCAGCAUUGAGAAGCUUGGCCUACCCGCCAGCGUGAAGAAAGUUGAGGGUGCGCUGCAGAGGGGAAAAUCCAAAGUUCUGCUCUUCAGUGGAGAUAAAUACUGGAGGCUCGAUAUGAAGGCCCAAAUGGUCGAAAGGGGAUACCCACGAUAUACACACACAGCCUUUGGCGGUGUUCCCAGUGAGCCUCAUGAUGUCUUCGAGUUUAACGGUCACAUCUACUUCUACUGGGACCGCUUCUACUGGCGAAUGACACCUCGCAAGCAGGUGGACCGCGUCGGCUACAUCAAGUACGACUUGCUGGCGUGCUCCGAUUCUUGA